AAUCGAAAACCGUCUCUGAUAACUGAGUGAGCUUUACGUUAAACUAUCUUUCUUUAAAGGCAAAUAUUUGUGACUUCAAGUCAACUGAUCAAGCUAUGAUCGGUUUCUUUUAAGUUGAAAAAUGAAGUCUUUUAACAAAAUGCAACAGUCAGGCCUUCUUUUUUUACGAGCGAACUCAGCGGAUAAGUUCUUUUUCCCCUUCUCCCGUUUGCCGAAAAAAAGAAUGCCGGAUCGCAGGUUACUGCCUGCGAAGAAAGACUUAAAACUCUUGUCUACUUCGAGUGAUGGUUUAGAACGUUCGAUGAAGUUCGAUUGGGUUCAAAAAUCGAACGCAAUCGAACCCUAUCGAACCCUCAUACAAAGUGUUUGGUUCAAUUUUGUACGGUUGCCGAACUCAAUUGAACCCAGUCGUUCGGUUAAGUUCGAUUGAGGUCGAUUACCGAACAGUUGGAAUGCAGAACACUCGGCUAUCACGGUUAGUUUGUAAGACACUCGCCAACAGCUCGUGACUUACGUUUAUUGGCUCAUCUUUGGUGUUAAAACCUGUAAAACUCACCAAUGAAAGCAGAGAAAAACCUCGAACAUAAGCCUGUUAACAGGCUUGGUGUUAACAGGUAGAUGUUAACCCCGAUUUUUUUUCGUGUUCUUUCCACUUGCUUCGUUAUUUUCUUAGCCAGAAGACUCACAGAAAUGACCUGGCUUUUGCUUUGUAUAGGCUAUUAUUUAAAUAAAAACAACAACAAACAAAUUAAGGGCGGUCCCAUGCAAACGCAAAGAGGUCUCAUUAGCGCUUUUUUAUUGUUUUAUGGUCUUUCAUAGAAAUUUCAGAAUCACUGCCCGUUCCAAAUGCCUUCGUUAUUGAAGCGAAAAUAAUUAAAACAGGCUUAGGGAUUUCUUGCUUUCUCUUGUGGAGAAUCAAAUACAACCGCGUUCUAUAACGAUCACCACUUAUUCUGGUCUCAAAAAUUUAGAAUUUUGUCUCUUUUUUUCAUGAAAGUCUGAGUGAGUUGAAACAGCAACCAAUUCAUGUCAGUUUUAAACAAAUAUUACUUAGUGAAAGGGAUCAAAAUAUUUGUCUAGUCGCGUAACAAAGCCUGACAACAUACUUUAAAUCGCUAGUCCUACAAAAUUUGUGCGAAACUACACGUUCCUGAAGAGCAAAUUUAGUCAGCAUUUCUACUGUGUGGUCGCAUAUUUAUUAUGCAAAUCAGUUCUUUUGUUAUCGUCUAGUCCAUAUUCGCCGCGUGGUCAAAGUAUAAACAAAUAGAAAGCUCGGAGCACAACGAUUACACAAGCUGCUUUACCCGCCGGUUUCAAACGAUCUCAUGGCUUCUCCGGUUAGUAACAUAGAUCACAUUUUCAGCAAAGAGUUUAACUGUCCCAUCUGCUUAGAGGAAUACGUGGAGCCAAAGGUUUUACCGUGUCUUCACAACAUUUGUAAGAAGUGUCUCAAAGAAUUACUGCAUCAUCAUACGAUAAGCUUUCGCUGUCCUAUAUGUAGAACUGUUUGUCCUAUUUCCCAGCGAGGAGUGGAAGGUUUCCCUACGAAUGAUUAUUUGGCGCGUUUAAUUCGAGAUUCGCCGGCUAAGAAAGUUAUUCAAGAGAUAAGACAAGCGGUGAAGGAUUGUAGCCAAAAAUUAGCGAUCGUGCGAAGAAUCUACGACGAAGCUCGCAUUGAUGUGGAACGACAGGGCGAAAUAAUCAAGCGAAAGAUUCACGAAGACUUUGAAAAUCUCGUCGAGGUUUUACGCAAGCAAGAAGAAGCUUUGUGCAUUGAAGUCGAUGCUUUAGUUGAGAAAGAAGAGAAGAAACUUCCAGCGUGUUUUCUGGCGCUGCAAACAGAAACAUUGUUGACUCAUGUUGAAAAUUCGUUAAAACUGCGAGACGCUUUGGACGUGGCGAACGAUAAAGAACAUUUGAUGAACAGAAUCAGAGAUGCAAAUGUAGCGUGUACUAAACUAAGCCAUUUGCAUUCUGCCGAAACUGAAAAGCCGAAGGCUUUGUUCGAGUUUGUGGGAAACAAAGAAGUGCUUCAAUGUGUUACUGGAAACAUGUUUGGAGCAGUGUGCCUGAAGGGACAAUUAACAACUUCAAACACACUAAUCAAUUCACUUGUCACCGAGGACUUAAAAAGUCUUGAAGUUCUCAAACCUGGAACAAGAUUUCAUUCGUUAAAUAUUCCGCAUCCGUUGAGGCAAAAAUUCCAGCCAUUUGCCUUGGCUAUGAACGAUGAAGGUAACAUUGCGGUCAGCGAUCAAGGGAAUCACACGGUGUUACUUUAUAGCAAGCAAGGAGAGUUUCUGGCUCGUAUUGGCGUGCGAGGAUCAAAAGAUGGCAAUCUUGAAUCGCCAACUGGUGUGACAUUUUUAACUCGACAUUUAAUCGCUGUUGCUGAUGGAUGUCUGUUUGGCAAUCCUGCGCGGAUUCAAGCGUUUGAUAGUUCAGGUCGAUUCACUCGCAGUCUCGUCAAAUUAACAUCGAAUUCUUAUUGGUUCACGCGGCUUUCAACCGUAAAUACCGAGCAGCUCUUAGUCACGUGUACACCAGUAAUGCCCGGCCAUGAACCGUGUAUUAAAGUUUACAACACGAGAGGCGAAGAACUGCUUUGCUUUGGGACUAGUCUGUCAGGAAAACUCUUACAUCCCACAAAAGCUGUCUUGCACAACAAUGAGUUCUUCGUGUCGGACGUGGACAAGAAGAACAAUCGUUGUAUGGUGAGUGUGUUUGACCAGCAGGGUAAGUACCUGAGAGCGUUUGGUGAGUGCAUGCUGAAGAAAGAUCCAAACGAGCACGCUUUUUAUCCGCUGGUGAUUGCGUUGGACGUGACUGAUUUCAGAGUGCUGGCAUACAGUGGUUUGUACAAGCUGGUUCGUUGUUAUAUGCCGAAUGGUUCACUAGAGUCUUACUACAGCACACUGCCUGGAAUCACGGAUAUGGCGGUGAGUGGUGAUGGCAGGGUGUUUGUUGUUUGUGGAGGAACCGGCGAGUUUCCUCACAGUGUUCAAGUGAUUUUUCAUUAUUAGCAAGGAACAUCAAGGUUAAGGGGUUCUUUUGCCAUUACUGCAAAAAAUUUUUCCUUUCAUUUCUUAUCAUUUUCACACUUUUUAUAUCGAUUUGAGGUUCUUCAUUACUCACUGGGCAAUUAUAUCAAGUUUUUCGAAUUCUUUUUGGCUUUAGUCCGUUGAUUGAAUAGUGUAAUAGCUUCAUAAACAGGUUUGUUAUCCAAAUCACUGAUUGUUCCUUUGUUUGCACCUGUUGACUAAGUUGGUGUACAUUUUACACUAAAAUUUUACUGUGCCAUUAACAAGAAUGAAAUCACGAGUAUUUGAUCUUCAUCAUUCCGUUUAUACCAUAAGUUGUCGUGUAAUCGAUACACGCUUGGGAGAGAACCUUAAGCAGGAAUAAAAAGGGGUUAAAUAACGUCUAAAAGGUCUAAUACUUAUUGCACUUCAUUCAAUGGAACGACAAAAUAUUAACGAGUGGUCGGGUUGGAUUUCAACAGAGCUAAUAGCACGCAAGCAAUAUUGCUUAAUUAGGAAAUCAACGUUUUCGAAACAUUGCACUGUUUUUACUUUUUUUAUUGAGAAAUUUAAAAGAUAUAUAAUACAUGUACGCAAACAAACAAAGAGGUAAUGUUAUAUUUUGGGGUUGUUACCGACUGCAAGUGAAUGGCAAAAUUUAAAUGAUAUUAAGUUAGGUAAUAGAAUUUUGUAAGUGGAAGUGAGUUCCCGAAAAUGUACGAGAUCUUUUUAAAAGUUAUCUUGAGUCAGCUAGACUAGUUGUUCCACCGAGUAAAAUACAUAGUGGCAGUUCUGUUUAAUGUGUGAAUUUACUUGGGAGAAAAUUAUCAAAAUUUAUGAUACGACAUAGUAUUUUUAUUUAGAACGUUAAAGAACAAUGUACAAAGUUGAAAGACAUCCAUUUUUAUUUUGUAAAAGUAUCUUUUCGAGCGCGUUGGGGAGAGAAGCCUGAGAUUUACAUUCAAGCCGAAAUAUGUCACACAGUACACAGAAUUUGGAAUAAGAGCACGGUAUUGUUUGUUUUAUACAGAAAUUUUAUUUGUUACUGCUUGAAGUUUUACUUGUGCGUUUUUGACGUUUAGUUUUAUGACCAAUUAAACUGAUUAAAGAACGUUAUUUAAAGCGGUGUGUGUUCAGUGUGUGCUAUCUCGUGCAAUACUGGCAAUGACACUAUUUUGAAUAAUUCAACCUCUCUUUAAAGGGGGUUUUGUAUUACGGAGGGGUAUCAAACGAAAGCGAAGCGAAGCGAAGUCCUCGCGACAAUCGGUUCAUCAUCUCUCGUUGUUUCUCGACACAGUGGGCUCUGGGAAGGAGAAUGAGGAAACACAUGCUUAUAAGUGGAUUUUACUGAGCCGCGAGUUUUACCAACGAGAUUGUCACGCAAUAUGAAGGGGUAUCUCAAUAGAUCAAUUUCGAUAUAUUGAAAUUCAGCCUGUAGCAAUAGACCUUAGUGCGAGGCUCUGGGGAAUAACUACAGGCUGAAUUUUAAUACAUCGAAAUUAGUCUAUUGCGACAUGCCGGUCGUAUUCCUUGCAUCCCCGCUAUUAUUUUGCGUCAAUAGAAGAUGAAGAGGAAUAGAGUUAAUCCGCAUUAUAGGCCAUAUUCACAACAUAAUCCCUCCCAAGUUACUUUUAGAUCACUCCCUGUUU
Orbicella faveolata is the source of this 4669-nucleotide messenger RNA. RefSeq lists its product as uncharacterized. NCBI's taxonomy places the organism in Eukaryota, Metazoa, Cnidaria, Anthozoa, Scleractinia, Merulinidae. The record is from RefSeq and is a predicted model, not a curated record.